CUAGUGGCUAUCUCUUUCGAAGUGGCGUGGCGGCAUCCCAAGAAUUCCAUUAUGGGUAUAAUAUAAACGUCACAGUCCGCCAUUGUUAGCCGGCUUACCUGAAAGGGAUCUCCUUUCCAUUCGCUUUCGAUUGCUCUCGUUCUUUACAAUCGGGUCGGGUCAAGCGUAUAUAUCCUCUUCCCAGGCCAGAUUCCGAACAAGUUUCCGCCUUUCUGUACAAUACCCGCCGGAAAUGGCCGGUCCCGGCGGCGCGGGGUUCGGAUUCUUGAUUAUGAGGCCGGAGAAUGGAGGGGUUUGGGACCUUUUCAGAUUUGGGGUGCUGGGUCACCAACCAAGCGGGGCGAAAUUUCUUGAAAGUUCCCAUUACUGGGGCAGCCUCAGUGAAAAGCUGGACGGGGUUGGCGGCGGCAGCGGCGGCGGCGGAGAAGACCAUGCUCGUAGAUGGGUGAUUGUCGUCUCCGUCGUGGUGAGGAAAUUGCUGGCUUUGUUCAAGAAACCAUUGGAGUGGACUGGCUAUCUUUUGGAGUUCCUACUGAACCUCUUCUCCCUUAAUGGCAGCAAUUUCUUCACUUUCCUCUGCAAAUUCAUUUCUGGACAACUAGUGAUACCAAGGAGAGGAUCCGAAACUUACACUUGUGUGGUCGGGUAUUUGGAUGGGCGUAUAGACCUAUACAAGAGUGAAAUGGUGCUUGAUGAACUUAGAGGACAUGAUGCAAUGAAGGUAAGUGUGCCGUUGAAACCUGGAAACCGAGCUCUUAUGGACCUGUGUAUGAUGGCUUCAAAGUUGGCCUACGAGAACGAAAAUGUCGUUAAGAAAGUUGUAAAUCUGCAUUGGAAGAUGCAUUUUGUGGAGUUCUAUAAUUGUUGGAACGAGUAUCAACAAGAAAUGUCCACCCAAGUUUUUAUAUUGUGCGACAAGCCAAAAGACGCAAACUUUAUAUUGGUUGGCUUUAGGGGAACCGAACUCUUUGAUGCCGAUGACUGGAGCACUGAUUUUGACUAUUCUUGGUAUGAAAUUCCAGAAAUGGGAAAGGUGCACAUGGGGUUCUUGGAAGCCUUGGGGUUAGGGAACAGGGAGAACCUUUCGACAUUCCAAGAACGACUUUUCAAACAAAACACAGAAAGUUCAGACUCAUCCGAAUCCUCCAACUCAGAAGGACCCUUUGAAGAUUUGUCUGCAUACUACACCGUUAGAAAGAAACUCAAGAGUUUACUCGAAGAGAACGAAAACGCAAGAUUUAUUGUGACGGGGCAUAGCUUGGGAGGGGCCCUUGCAGUUCUGUUCCCAACCGUUUUAGUAAUGCACGAAGAGGAGGCAAUGAUGAAACAGCUGUUGGGAGUUUACACAUUCGGACAGCCCAGAGUUGGGAACAGGAGGCUAGGUACGUACAUGGAAGAACACCUGAACCAUCCAGUUCCCAAGUAUUUUCGCGCAGUUUACUGCAACGACCUUGUUCCAAGGUUGCCCUAUGAUGAUAAAACAUUUUUAUACAAGCACUUUGGGGUGUGCUUCUACUACAACAGCAUGUAUAUUGAACAAAGAGUUGAUGAAGAACCAGACCCCAACUAUUUUGGGAUACGCUUUGUGAUACCGAUGUAUCUGAAUGCUGUUUGGGAGCUGAUCAGAGGGUUGACGAUGCGUUAUGUGUACGGGGAAGGGUACAAGGAAGGUUGGGUGUCCAUCGUUUGGAGGACAGUCGGACUCUUCGUCCCAGGCAUGGCUGCUCACAGUCCUGUAGAUUAUGUCACUUCCAUAAGGCUUGCAAGGGAAAAAAUGUAGAAAGAGCUAUCAGGACACAGGACUCCCUUACCUUAAAGGGAGGGACACCUCUCCUUUUGAAAGGGCACAGAAAAAUGGUAAUCAAUAAAUGUUGCUUGCUUGUACCUCUUCUCUGGUACUACCUUUCAGUUGCCUGUCUAGUGAUAAAAUAAAGCUGAUGGCUUUCAUUAUUUACAUGUUCUUCGGCUCCGUUUGGCAUCAGCGUUAGAGGUAAGCUUUAGCGUUUUGAAAAGACUAUUUGACGGUAGCUUUUAGCUUUAGCGUUUUCAGAGUUAGUCUGCACUGUUAAAUUUUUUUUUAUCCAAAACGCUAACGCUAAUAGAAAACGCUCUUUCCAAACAAGGCCUUCAUUGUUUAGAGUGGCUUAGCAUUUGUUGUCCAUGAUAUAAUAAUGUGCAGAGUGGUUU
This is a messenger RNA of Cuscuta campestris, 2187 nucleotides long. The record is from the annotation of a GenBank genome assembly. NCBI's taxonomy places the organism in Eukaryota, Viridiplantae, Streptophyta, Magnoliopsida, Solanales, Convolvulaceae.